Esox lucius (northern pike) is the source of this 1509-nucleotide messenger RNA. Its product is annotated as fibroblast growth factor 18. Gene Ontology annotation, molecular function: type 2 fibroblast growth factor receptor binding; type 1 fibroblast growth factor receptor binding; growth factor activity. The transcript has 5 exons. The record is from RefSeq and is a predicted model, not a curated record. Lineage: Eukaryota; Metazoa; Chordata; Actinopteri; Esociformes; Esocidae. Gene Ontology annotation, biological process: cell differentiation; fibroblast growth factor receptor signaling pathway; regulation of cell migration. Bases 392 to 1036 code for a protein of 214 amino acids. Gene Ontology annotation, cellular component: cytoplasm.
UUAAAUGAAAGCAAUUUUAAAAUGUUCUAAUAGAAACAUUUUAGGCCAAGCUGUAGAAACAUACCAAGUAAAAAAAAAAAAAACUGCGAACAGUCAUAUUUUGCCAAACACCUGUCAUGAUUUUGGUGAAUUGAGGUGUUGGACAAGCGGGACAUACCCAUCGCGCAUUCGCUCACGUUUUGGCUACAUGAUACCAUUUUUGCGGAGCAAACCCAUUCCCCUCCGCCAGCAUCCUAACCGAUGUUGCCGGCGUGCUCUGCUGAUGCCCGCAGGAAUUGUUGCAGUCCCCCAGUCCCUUCUCCAACGGGCGGAUUACAGACAGUACCAGUGGAGAGAUCCUCGGUGACGGUGCCUGAUUUUCCCUGGCCAGGAUAGCUGCGCAGGACGAGAAAUGAGUUCCCUCCUCUCUACGCUGGUCGUGUUAUCUGUCCAGGCUUUACUAGUGGUCUGCAGCCCCCUGCAGGUCUUAGCUGUGGACAACGUUAAUUUCAGUGUAUAUGUGGAGAAUCAGACACGGGUUCGUGAUGCCACGAGCCAUCGACACCACAGGGUUUAUCAGCUGUACAGCAGAACAAGUGGCAAGCACCUUCAGGUGGUGGGGAGGAGGAUCAGCGCUAAGGGAGACGACGGGGAUAAAUAUGCCCAGCUUGUUGUGGAGGCUGAUACCUUUGGAAGUCAGGUGAGAAUCCGCGGUAAAGAGACCAACUUCUACCUGUGCAUGAACCGACGAGGCAAGCUUGUGGGAAAGAAGGCUAGUCAUCGCAGUGCUGACUGUGUCUUCGUUGAGAUGGUACUGGAGAACCACUACACAGCUCUGAUGUCGGCGCGCUAUUCGGGCUGGUACGUGGGCUUCACCAAGAGGGGCCGACCCAGGAGAGGCCCCCAAACACUGCUCAACCAGCAGGACGUUCACUUCAUGAAGCGCCCGCUUCCGGGGAAACAACUGGACGUGCAGCCCUUCCACUUCACCACAGUCAACCAGAGGAACAGAAGGGUCAGGGGGACCCCACCUACAGACAUCAUAGCCCCCACAUAGUACCACACACCACGGACCCAGACGACAACGGGCAACCCCCACCCCAGGAAAAACAAUGAAAGGCGUUUGCUGGGCUGAGCCCAGGCGAAGAGCUUACGGUGUGAUGCUUACAUACUACAUAAUGAACAUUAAAGACUCAGCGCCAAUCAACAUAAAUAUACGAUCAGUUAGCCUGUGAUGUGGUUGGUGCUAUUAAUGACCGUGGAAGAUGUCGUCCUUGUCCAUAUCCUCCCCAAUUCACAGACACAGUGUUGUCUCAAAGACUGUUUAAGUACUUGUUGAAGAAAUCGACAGGGCCAACACUUCUACUUAGGCCGCAGACGACAGCAAAACGAAAUGUUUGCUAGCACAAGCAAUACAUUUGGCCUACCAAAGACAACUGAACCAUUUCGUUCAGUACCAAAUAUUCAACAUCCCAAAGACGACUGUUCAGUACCAAACACUCAAGCGACCAAAGAGGACUGGACUAGAAU